AUGUCGAGACGAAGAUUGUCAUAUAGCAUCCCCCAAUCCGAAAGCGCCAAAGAUGAAUCGGUCACAGGAUUGAAAGAGGUAUACAGCAGCAUUAGAUACGAUUGGCCACGUAUAUUGGAGGACAAUGCUAACCCAAUAGAACUUGCAAUUUCAUUAUUAGAUGACAGUUCAGUAGGUUUGGCUCACAGACUUGAUGAAUUCAAAAGACUCAAGAAGACAACGGAAGGAGCAUUACGACGUGUUGUCCAUGAGCACUACGAAUUAUUCAACAAUAGUAUAGGAUCGUACCAUAUGUUGUUGUCGACUUUGGACAAAUCGCAAACUGAUUCUGAAAGCAUCAGAAACUUUUUGCAAACGUCCAACAAGGAAAUGCAUGAUAGAAGUGCUGUGUUGGCUGAAUUGUCUGAGACAUCGGGAAGGUAUGCUGAACUGAUUGAUAUAAUUGACGCUAUACUGGAGAUGAACAAAAUCCCUGACCAAGUGGAGCAAUUGAUCAAUGAAAAGAAACUUCACGAGGUGUAUGAUAUUAUUGCAAACGGCUACAAGAUUGCUGAGCGUUACAGUUUGUGGUCAUUACCAGCAAUGAGUGAUAUAAAAUCCUAUUUAGAGCAACAAUCGAACAAGUUGUACGAUAUGAUUAUCGAUGAAUUGCAGAAUGAGAUAUACCUGAAGAACAAUAGUUCAAUAUCAAACACGGGGGUAUCCUUGUGGCAAUCAAUAAUAGAUUCAACGAGUCCGCAAAUGGCAUCUUUUAAAGCAUUGUUGAAGCUGGAAAAUUUGGAACAGUAUGUGCACAACUCUGCCAACUUGGAUAUUUUGGAAGUUGUUGAUCAUUUGACGGCCCCAGUUAGUGAUUUUUUAAGCGUUCAACUUCCUGAAUUGCAGAAGAAUAGUUUGCAAAAUGAUGGGGCAAUCGACUACACUACAUUGUUGAAGAUGAAUACGUCGAAUGAAAGUUAUUACUACAUGUACAUGCUUUUGGUAACUGCUUCCAAAUUGGGUAGACUACAACAAGUGGUUGAAACUUUAAUUGAAGCGAACCAACUGGAAUUACAUGGAUUGAUCAAUAGAGUCACCGAAGAAGUGAAGCUGAGAAAUGGAUAUGCCCUUUCCAAGCUUAAAAAAAUCCAACAUUUUGAACAAAAUUCAUUACUUGAUGUCAUGGCUCAUAAAAGUUUCAGUGACUCUGCUGUUGUCAUUCUUCAAGAAUUGUAUGGCUCAAUUACAGUGAGGUGUUUACUUGCAUUUCAAAAACAUAAAGUUAUUAAUGAAAUUGCAUCAGUUUUAGGUCAAGAACAGAAUGGCAAUUAUGCCAACUCUGCGGGGUUUUCAAAAUCUGGGUUACGCGUUUGGGACUCAACAAAGAAGGAGUUGCUGAAUUUGAUAAUAAGCUAUAUAUAUGAUGAUGGGUCAACUGACUCGGGAGUUAAUAUAAUUGACAAGUCGGAUCAUAGAAAGGUGCAUAAAUUUUCAUUACAUCAAAAGAAGAAGUUAUUCCAUUUUGAAAAUGUUGAUUGGAGUUCAACUAAAUCAGCUCAAGAGCUCCAAGAUUCACUUGGUGAUAUUUUCCCGGGAUUUCAUAUUGAUGACACUAAUGAUAAAGAUCUUCUCACCAUGCAAACACCUUAUUUUGAAGAUGAAUCUUUCAACACACAAGUAGAGGUAUUGGUGCCUAAAAAUUUAUUCAAUAUGAGGAUUGUAUUGGAACCAUUGCUAAUAUUCGUUGAAGGUUCACAUCGGAUUUUCAACAACUUCCAUGUGAAAAAGGAAAAGGAUGGUAGUGGUGGUGACAAUAAUUUUGCGUUUCAAUUUUUCACCGAGUUUAUGAAAUCUUCAUUCUUAACUUAUUUCAGAUCGGCCAUUGAUAUGGUGUUUAGUGACCAAGUUGGUGGGACGUAUACUGGUGGUCAUCCGAGGUUAAAUGAACCUUCCGGCUUGAAACUUGAUGUUAUUACAUUGAGCCAAAAUAGUGACUUGGAGUUAUUAGAGAGGUCUCAUAUUGAUAACGAGUCCACAAUUGUUAUUUAUGAGAAUGCAUUUAACUUUAAGAAGUUGUUUUUGGAACUUUGUCUCAUUUUGAAUACAUCAUUAACGUAUAGAGAAGAUAUUUCAGAUACGGUUUUACAAACAUUGCAGAGCUUUGCCACUGAGUAUAGAAAAUUAUUUCAAGAUUUAUUGUCUACUGAAGGUGCAAUGAGUAGGCCAGUGCUGCAAAUUAGUAAAUGGAUGAAGAUGCAUGCAUUAACUGAAGUUAGUGGAACAAUAAUACUUGAACUAAAUGAAAAGAGCAAUAUCAAUUAUGCCAAUUUUGCCAAUUUUAUUGCUUCUGAAAAUGGCAUGUUGCUUCAUGAAAUUCAAAAUUCAGUAAUCAACAAGGAUAAUUUAUUGGAUAGUGACACUUUUUCCCAUGUGGUUUAUCUAUUAUUGACAACAUCAUGGAUUUUGACGUGGCUAGUCUUGGUCAAGAAGCAAUCGAAUUAUGGUAUUGGCGAUGUUGGAACCAGUGCAGCUGUUGUUGUUUCUCCGGUGGAAAAAUUACGGUACAAUUGGUCAUUUUUAGAAAAUGGUCGUCCAUCGGUGAAUUUCACCACCAAUUCUCAAGACAUUACUCAGAACAAUAUUCUUUUGGCGUUAAAUUCAGAAAAGAUGAUUCAGUUUAAUGAUGUAAUUGCUUAUUUCGAAGGUAUACGUGACCAAACAUUGUUGGCAUUGAGGUAUGAGUUGAGAAGUAAAGCCAUCCAUUACUUGACCUUGUCAUUCAAUGUAAUGGAAUGGGUCCCUACCACUGAACCAGGAGAUGCUGAUCCAUAUAUUGUUUCCUUCAAUCAAGAGAUUUUUGCCAUCGAUACCAAAUUGACUAAAGCUUUAAAGAUGGAGGAUAAAGAGAGCAUAUUUAUUGGAUUCAGUCAAUUUCUUAAUGAUGCAAUGAUCCAGGGCUCUUUUAAAGUGAGAAAGAUUAAUACAAAUGGAAUCAAGCGAGUAUUGUUGAACAUCUCCACAUUGCAACAGAUUUUGCGUAGCUUGUCAGCUAAACCUCAAAAAGUUGAUUUCACCAAAUCAUUAUUGUACUUUGAAAUGUUUACUUUAAACGAGUUUAGUUUAUUGAAUCGCAUCAAGUCGAAACGAUCAGAGUAUACUAAACUGCAAUAUCAUAAUCUUGCCCGGUUGAUUUAUAGUGAGAAAUUGGCUGAUGGGAACGGAUCGCAGUUCAACAAGGACAAGUAUAAUGACUUGAUCAAGAAAAUAGAUGAAAUAAUAGACUAG
Molecule: messenger RNA, 3264 nt
Organism: Lodderomyces parapsilosis
Lineage: Eukaryota; Fungi; Ascomycota; Pichiomycetes; Serinales; Debaryomycetaceae
Gene: SEC8
Product: exocyst subunit
Exons: 1
Coding region: 1-3264 (1087 amino acids)
Biological process (GO): exocytosis; Golgi to plasma membrane transport
Cellular component (GO): exocyst
Source: RefSeq, a predicted model, not a curated record